Messenger RNA from Acomys russatus (golden spiny mouse), 1665 nucleotides. It is a transcript of the gene Pkmyt1, whose product is annotated as protein kinase, membrane associated tyrosine/threonine 1. Gene Ontology annotation, biological process: protein phosphorylation. Lineage: Eukaryota; Metazoa; Chordata; Mammalia; Rodentia; Muridae. The record is from RefSeq and is a predicted model, not a curated record. The coding region runs from base 63 to 1628 and encodes 521 amino acids. Gene Ontology annotation, molecular function: ATP binding; protein kinase activity. The transcript has 7 exons.
UCUUUCCCUCCUCCACAGGUGCUUGUGACCCACACAACCUUCAUGUGGAAAGUAGAACGUGUAUGUGGCAAAGAAGUGGCUCUCUUGUGGGCCACAGGAUCCAGCACUGUCUGAGUGGACACACUGCUCUGUGCUCUGACCCUCUAGCACUAGCCAUGUCCAUGCCCACUGAGGGCACCCCACCACCCCUAAGUGGUACCCCUAUCCCAGUUCCAGCUUACUUCCGACAUGCAGAGCCUGGUUUUUCCCUCAAAAGGCCUGGGGGCCUCAGCCGGAGCCUUCCACCACGGCCUCCUGCCAAGGGCAGCAUCCCUAUCAGCCGGCUGUUCCCUCCUCGGACCCCAGGCUGGCACCAGCCCCGGCCCCGGAGGGUGUCAUUCCUGGGUGACACCUCAGAGACCCUGCAGAGUCCCGGGUAUGACCCAAGCCGGCCAGAGUCCUUCUUUCAGCAGAACUUCCAGAGGCUCAGCCGCCUGGGUCAUGGCUCCUAUGGAGAGGUCUUCAAGGUGCGCUCCAAGGAAGAUGGCCGGCUCUAUGCUGUUAAGCGUUCCAUGUCUCCCUUCCGAGGCCCCAAAGACCGGACUCGUAAGCUAGCUGAGGUAGGCGGCCACGAGAAGGUGGGGCAGCACCCACACUGUGUGAGACUGGAGAGGGCCUGGGAGGAGGGCGGCAUCCUAUACCUGCAGACAGAGCUCUGCGGGCCCAGCCUGCAGCAACACUGUGAAGCCUGGGGGGCCAGCCUGCCAGAGGCCCAGGUCUGGGGCUACUUGCGGGACACUCUUCUGGCUCUGGACCAUCUACAUAGUCAAGGCCUAGUUCACCUUGAUGUCAAGCCUGCCAACAUCUUUUUGGGGCCCCGGGGCCGCUGCAAGCUGGGUGACUUUGGACUACUGGUGGAGCUGGGUUCAACUGGUGCUGGUGAGGCUCAGGAGGGAGACCCUCGCUACAUGGCCCCAGAACUGCUGCAGGGAUCCUACGGGACAGCGGCAGAUGUGUUCAGUCUGGGACUUACCAUCUUGGAAGUGGCCUGCAACAUGGAACUGCCCCAUGGUGGGGAGGGCUGGCAGCAGCUGCGCCAGGGAUACUUGCCCCCUGAGUUCACUGCUGGUCUGUCUUCUGAGCUGCGUUCUGUCCUCACCAUGAUGUUGGAGCCUGACCCCCAGCUGCGAGCCACAGCUGAGGCUCUGCUGGCCCUGCCCAUGCUGAGGCGGCCGCGGCCCUGGAAUGUCUUGUGGUAUAUGGCUGCUGAAGCCCUGAGUCGAGGUUGGGCCUUGUGGCAGGCCCUGAUCACUCUGCUGUGCUGGCUCUGGCAUGGCCUGGCUCAUCCUGCCAGUUGGCUGCAGCCUCCAGGCCCACCAGCCACACCACCUGGCUCUCCACCUUGCAGCCCCCUCCUGGACAGCAGCCUCUCCAGCAGCUGGGAUGAUGACAGCAUAGGUCCUUCACUCUCCCCAGAGACCAUCCUGUCCCGGAUCACUAGGAGAACCUCUACCCCUCGGGGCAGGUGCAUACGAAGGAAUAUCCUGGACCUAACUGACAUGGACUCAGAGCCUCCUAGAGGUCCCUGCCCCACCUUUGAGCCAAAGAACCUCCUCAGCCUGUUUGAGGACUCGCUAGAUCCAGCCUGAGCCUCAGACCCAGCCUUGGUGCUUUUAACCCUCUGAC